Messenger RNA from Vigna umbellata (rice bean), 2335 nucleotides. Its product is annotated as putative methyltransferase PMT18. The record is from RefSeq and is a predicted model, not a curated record. Gene Ontology annotation, cellular component: endosome; trans-Golgi network; cytoplasm. NCBI's taxonomy places the organism in Eukaryota, Viridiplantae, Streptophyta, Magnoliopsida, Fabales, Fabaceae. Gene Ontology annotation, molecular function: methyltransferase activity.
AUUCACUCUCCUUUUCUUUUCUUUUCUUUUCCUUUGCUGCUUUUGUCUUCACUUCAAAACCUUCUCAUCUAUGGAUUAUUUAUAAAUGGGAUAGAAUAAUAGAUCCCCAGUUAUAUGAGCAACUUUGCAUUCUGAGUGUAGAAUAUCAACACUAUAUAUUUCACUCAAAACUUUCAGCUUCAUGUAUCUCAAACAAUUGUGACCGUAAUAAACUCAUAUCACUCCUUUACUUGAAAAUUUGGUCAGAGGUGAAAAGGCAGAAGGGAAAAUGGGGAAGGAUGGAUCACCAAAACCUCAUACUCCGUUUGAAACAAGGAGAAACCGUUUGACAUGGAUUUUAGGGGUGAGUGGACUGUGCAUUUUAUCAUACGUAAUGGGUGCAUGGAGGAACACUCCAACACCCAAUAGCCAAUCUGAUAUCUACUCCAAAGUAGACUGCAAUGUUGGGUCAAGUUCACCAGGCAUUGCAUCUUCAUCUUCAGCAGUUCAAUCAUCAACAACAAACUUAGAAUUUGAAAGUCAUCAUCAAAUUGAUAUAGCAAAUUCUGGAGGGACACAAGAUAUCCCACCAUGUGACAUAUCACUCAGUGAGUACACUCCGUGCCAAGAUCGAGAUAGGGGUCGAAGAUUUGACCGUAAUAUGUUGAAGUAUAGGGAGAGGCAUUGCCCCAGCAAAGAGGAACAAUUAUUUUGUCUUAUACCAGCUCCACCAAAGUAUAAGCCACCUUUCAAAUGGCCUCAAAGCAGAGAUUAUGCUUGGUAUGACAAUAUUCCACACAAAGAGCUCAGCAUUGAGAAAGCCAUUCAAAACUGGAUUCAAGUUGAAGGUGACAGAUUCAGAUUCCCUGGAGGAGGUACCAUGUUUCCACGUGGAGCUGAUGCAUACAUUGAUGACAUUAAUGAGCUUAUUCCACUCACCACCGGUACUAUCAGAACUGCAAUUGAUACCGGGUGUGGUGUUGCAAGUUGGGGUGCUUAUCUUUUGAAAAGGGACAUCAUAGCUAUGUCCUUUGCACCAAGGGAUACACAUGAAGCUCAGGUCCAGUUUGCAUUGGAAAGAGGAGUUCCAGCAAUGAUAGGUGUCAUGGCUUCACAGAGAACUCCAUACCCGGCAAGGGCGUUCGAUAUGGCUCAUUGUUCUCGUUGCUUGAUCCCUUGGCAAAAAUAUGAUGGUUUGUACUUGAUCGAAGUGGAUAGAAUUCUGAGGCCUGGUGGCUAUUGGAUUCUCUCUGGGCCACCUAUUCGAUGGAAGACCUACUGGAGAGGGUGGGAGAGGACCCAAGAGGAUUUGAAGCAGGAACAAGACUCCAUUGAGGAAGUGGCAAAACGCAUAUGCUGGACCAAAGUGGUUGAGAAGGAUGACUUAUCCAUUUGGCAAAAGCCUAAAAACCACGUCGGAUGUAAACAAACCAAACAGGUUUAUAAAACACCACAUAUAUGCCAAUCCGACAAUGCUGACACGGCUUGGUACCAAGAUUUGGAGAAAUGCAUAACUCCAUUGCCAGAAGUUAGCAGCUCAGACAAAAUAGCUGGUGGGGCACUAGAAAAAUGGCCUAAGCGUGCAUUUGCCGUCCCUCCUCGAAUUAGCAGUGGUUCAAUCCCGAACAUCGAUGAGGAGAAAUUUCAAAAGGACAACGAAUUGUGGAGGGAAAGAAUAGCACAUUACAAGCAUCUGGUUCCUCUUCACCAAGGAAAAUAUAGAAACGUGAUGGACAUGAAUGCUUAUCUUGGUGGGUUUGCAGCAGCCUUAAUGAAAUAUCCAGUGUGGGUUAUGAAUGUUGUUCCCUCAAAUUCAGACCAUGACACACUCGGUGCAAUUUAUGAACGAGGUUUUAUUGGAACUUACCAAGAUUGGUGCGAAGGAUUCUCAACUUAUCCAAGAACGUAUGAUCUCAUCCAUGCUGCUAAUGUUUUUGGCAUAUAUCAGGACAGGUGCAACAUUACUCUUAUAUUACUGGAGAUGGAUAGAAUUUUGAGGCCUGAAGGUACUGCUAUAUUCAGAGAGACAGUGGAGCUUCUGGUGAAGAUUAAAACCAUUACUGAUUCAAUGAGAUGGAAAAGCAAUAUAAUGGAUCAUGAAAGCGGACCCUUCAACCCUGAAAAGAUUCUUGUUGCUGAAAAAACUUACUGGACUGCAGAAGUUAAAGACAAACCAGUCUAGCAGAUAGAGUUAUUUUUAAAAUUCUGUGUUCUUUUAUACCUUUUUGUUUUACUUUUUAGAAAUUAAAUUGUAAUUAGAUGCUUGUUUUUUACCUUGCAUUUUUGUCUAGCCAUAUUCUUCCUAUUUUAUUCCCUUAUUUAAAUUAAUUCAUCAGAACUUCCCAAAAUCAUUAUC